This is a messenger RNA of Jaculus jaculus (lesser Egyptian jerboa), 1233 nucleotides long. RefSeq names its product even-skipped homeobox 1 (gene Evx1). The transcript has 3 exons. The coding region runs from base 1 to 1233 and encodes 410 amino acids. Gene Ontology annotation, biological process: regulation of transcription by RNA polymerase II. Gene Ontology annotation, cellular component: nucleus. NCBI's taxonomy places the organism in Eukaryota, Metazoa, Chordata, Mammalia, Rodentia, Dipodidae. Gene Ontology annotation, molecular function: RNA polymerase II cis-regulatory region sequence-specific DNA binding; DNA-binding transcription factor activity, RNA polymerase II-specific. The record is from RefSeq and is a predicted model, not a curated record.
AUGGAGAGCCGAAAAGACAUGGUUAUGUUUCUGGAUGGGGGUCAGCUUGGCACUCUGGUUGGCAAGAGGGUCUCCAAUUUGUCCGAAGCCAUGGGCAGUCCGCUGUCCGAGCCGCCAGAGAAGAUGGUGCCCCACGCUUGCCUGAGCCCGCGAGCUGGCCCUCUGGUCUCCCGGGAGCGCGGCGGGGGAGGCCCGGAGGAGGAGCCGGUCGAUGGACUAGCAGGCAGUGCUGCGGGGCUGGGCGCCGAGCCACGGGCUGCCGGAGCGGCCAUGCUGGGCCCGGGACCCCCAGUCUCCUCCGCGGACAGCCUCUCUGGCCAGGGGCAACCCAGCAGCUCAGACACCGAGUCGGAUUUCUAUGAAGAAAUCGAGGUGAGCUGCACCCCGGACUGCACCACCGGGAACGCCGAGUACCAGCACAGCAAAGGGCCCGGAUCCGAAGCACUGAGCGACAGUCCGAACAGCAGCAGUGACGUCCCCAAGAGCCACGGUGGGGGCGGCGGCGGGGCUAGCGGCUCGCAAGGUACUUUGGCCUGCAGCGCCAGUGACCAGAUGCGCCGCUACCGCACCGCUUUCACCCGCGAGCAGAUUGCGCGGCUGGAGAAGGAAUUCUACAGGGAGAACUACGUAUCCAGGCCGCGGAGAUGCGAACUGGCGGCAGCCCUAAACCUUCCAGAAACCACCAUCAAGGUGUGGUUUCAGAACCGGCGCAUGAAGGACAAGCGGCAGCGCCUGGCCAUGACGUGGCCGCACCCGGCCGACCCCGCCUUCUACACGUACAUGAUGAGCCACGCGGCGGCCGCGGGCGGCCUGCCCUACCCGUUCCCGUCGCACCUGCCCUUGCCGUACUACUCGCCCGUGGGCCUGGGCACCGCCUCGGCCGCCUCGUCGCCCUUCAGUGGCCCGCUGCGCCCGCUCGACACGUUCCGCGUGCUCUCGCAGCCCUACCCGCGGCCCGAACUGCUGUGCGCCUUCCGACACCCGCCCCUGUACCCCGGCCCCGCGCACGGACUGGGCGCCUCGGCCGGCGGCCCCUGCUCCUGCCUCGCCUGCCACGGCGGCUCUGCCAACGGCCUGGCGCCCCGGGCCGCCGCCGCAGCCGCCGCUGCCUCGGACUUCACUUGUGCCUCCACCUCCCGCUCGGACUCCUUCCUCACCUUUGCGCCCUCUGUGCUCAGCAAGGCCUCCUCGGUCGCCUUGGACCAGAGGGAGGAGGUGCCCCUCACCAGAUAA